Messenger RNA from Bipolaris sorokiniana ND90Pr, 1878 nucleotides. RefSeq lists its product as uncharacterized. The transcript is spliced from 2 exons. The coding region runs from base 1 to 1878 and encodes 625 amino acids. The record is from RefSeq and is a predicted model, not a curated record. NCBI's taxonomy places the organism in Eukaryota, Fungi, Ascomycota, Dothideomycetes, Pleosporales, Pleosporaceae.
AUGGCUUCAACCUUGUCCGCUAGUAGUAGUAGCAGCAGUAGUAGUAAUGACAACACCUACGUCGACUUCCUCCAGCAGGCCAAGCGCAACUUCUGGAUGAGCAACGCCCACCUCACCGAGGAGGAGCGGAAUCACGCCUGGUUCCAGCUCGCCUGCCAGCCCACAUCAGCCUCUGCGGCCGAACAAAUACCACGCUCAAUGCCCUGCCCCGCAUCAGACGUGACCCAAUUCUCAAUGUCUGUCUCGGCCCCGGUCAUGAACCGCUCAGAUUCGGCCAUGAACGACCCCUCAACUGGCGCCUAUACCGACUACACCCUCUACUCAGACUCGUCGAUGCAGAGGCAGCCCAGUCUGUACUCGCUGCCAGAAACUGGCUGUGACGGUGCCAUUGCCGAGUACAGCGUUGACGACUAUGUCAGCAGCUGCAUUCAGCCCCAUGACGCCUCCACCUUCCCCUUUCCCCAGCAUUCGCAACAGUUGCAACUGACACCUACCCCACAGUGGAGCUCAUCGUCCGAUGUCUCUUCGCCCCAAACUCCGUCAACUGCUCUGAUGACGCCUGUUACUCAAUCCAGUAACAUGAGUCGUCAGGGUAGUUACAACCCUCUGUUUUUUGAUCAAGUUUCCAUGUUGCGUGUUCAGUCUGAUUCUUCAUGUACCAUGCCCAUCCUCUCAGAGGAUGGGACUUUUCCUUAUUCCUUUGAUGUCGAAUCAAAACCCAUCAGCGAGUCCGCUGGUGUGUCUCCUUUUCUCUCCUUCACUGGCUCCUCCAGUGAAGCUUUCCUUUCUUCUUCUUCUGCUUCUUUGUCUUGUUCUUCUUCGCUUCCCGCAAGUGUGCCUGCACUUGCCUCUUCCGACAUCACCCUCUUCAACAACAACGACCAGUCGUGCCUGGCGGAGGAUAUGCGGAGGUCGACUUCAGCCGCGUCUAGCCUGGGUAACUCGAGCGAGGUGUCUGCAUCCUCGUCGACGAACUCUCGCCAGUCGCAACGCGAGCGCGAGAUCAUCGCACAAGCUGCGUCUCGCAAGAUUGCUCCAAAAACAAUUGACAACCUCGAUGAGACCGAGUCUGCGUCGUCCAAUGCUCAGACGACAAGGAUUCGGUCAGAGGAUGGCUCGUCCAAAACUGUUGGUGUCAUAGCUAAAACGCCCUAUGUGCGACCCCAGCAUCCAAAGAUCAAGUGUAACUUUUGCAACGAGCGACCCGAUGGGUUCCGUGGCACUCACGAACUCGAUCGUCAUAUUGCUCGUGCCCAUGCCUCGCGUAGGAAGGGCUACAUCUGCGUCGACUCAUCAGCGGACCAGAAGUUUCUUGCCAACUGUAAACACUGCCGUAACAAGAAGGUAUACGGUGCCUACUACAACGCUGCUGCCCAUCUUCGCCGUGCCCACUUCCAUCCCCGCAAGCGGGGCAGGAAGGGUCGCAGUGACGAGAAGCGCGGUGGUAUUGGUGGUGGUGAUCACCCUCCCAUGGAGUACCUGAAGCAAAACUGGAUCAAAGAGGUGGAAGUCGAGAACAAGCCCACUCCUCAAUCCCCCGCCGACAACUCGGACAACGACAUGCCCGAGCCCAUCGACAACAACGCCUCUUUCGACCUCACCAGCACAGCCGCCAUCGCUGUUCCCGCUCCCGCCACCACAGCCUCGUACACUCUCGACCCCACUGUUGCUGCCCAGUACCCUGUAUCGCAACAGCCUCUGCCCAUGCCACUGAUCAACCAAGUCCCUGUAGAUCCAAAUCAGUUUGUGGACUACAGUAUGACUAUGCAUGCAAGUGAGCCUAUGGUGUUCGAUAACACGGCCUUUUUCGACCCCAGCCUUGCCGCCCAACCCGACAUGAACAACUUUCAGUUCGACACGUACAACAUGGGUUCUUAG